AUGGCUAAAGACCCGGUAUGUGGAAUGGAAAUAGAUGAGGCUGAAGCCCGGGCCCAGACUGGGCAGACCAUGCACGGGGCCUCAGAAGUCGAUCCCCAGCAGGGGACCCGCAGCUUUCAUAACGGUCAGUGGUACUACUUUUGCGGGCUGGACUGCCGCACCAAGUUCCUGGCAACCCCGGCGGUGUAUCUCGAGCAGUAA
This is a messenger RNA of Geodia barretti, 201 nucleotides long. Lineage: Eukaryota; Metazoa; Porifera; Demospongiae; Tetractinellida; Geodiidae. The record is from the annotation of a GenBank genome assembly.